Molecule: messenger RNA, 2658 nt
Organism: Perognathus longimembris pacificus (Pacific pocket mouse)
Lineage: Eukaryota; Metazoa; Chordata; Mammalia; Rodentia; Heteromyidae
Gene: Haspin
Product: histone H3 associated protein kinase
Exons: 1
Coding region: 37-2139 (700 amino acids)
Biological process (GO): mitotic cell cycle; protein phosphorylation; intracellular signal transduction
Cellular component (GO): nucleus; cytoplasm
Molecular function (GO): ATP binding; histone H3T3 kinase activity
Source: RefSeq, a predicted model, not a curated record
GUUGUUUGAGUUUAAACCGAUCGGCGGGCACCGGCCAUGGCUACGUCGUUCCAGCCGCCGGGGAGCCGGCUGCUCCGCACGUACGGGGCCGGGGGCGGCGGGAGGCCGCGGCGGCGGCCCGGCGAGACGGUCGUGCAUUGGUUCUCGCCGCAGGACCGGAGACGCUUCUUCAGCAGCGGCGAGUCCUCCCCGUCCGUCGCCUCCGACGACCCCGACGACCCCGACUUUCCCGGCAGCCCGGUGACCCGGCCCCGGCGCACGGUGACCGCCCGGCCGCGGCGCCCGAGGCUGCGGGCGCGGCCCCCGCAGAAGUGCAGCACCCCGUGCAGCACGCGCCACCCGCCGCUCUUCCCCAGCCCCGGCCCCAGCCCGCGCUGCUCGGGCCGAGACCCCGGCGUGUGCGGCCUGCCCGGAGGCUGUGGCGCCCUGGACGCCAGCGCCUCCCUGUUCAGCUCGCCGGCCCCGUCCGGGUCCCCGGGCUCGCCGGAUGCAGCCCCGCGCGGCCGCCGCCUCCCCGCGCCCCGCCCGUCCCGGGAAUCGGCCACGGGAGAAGACUGCGUCCUGCGGGAGACCACCUUCAGCGCCUUGGACUCAUCGGGAAACCUCGUGGACGCGAAAGGGCCGCGGCAGCGAGAGGGCCUGAAGGGCCCAAGCACAAGAAAGAGCAGAGCCGCAGAUGGCCGUGGGCCCGGAGGCUGUCAGGGACUUCAUUCACCUGGGGAAAUCGACCGCCCUGUGAGAGCUGGGCCUAGCCGGAAAAGGAAACACCAAGAAGCGGGGGAGAUCUCAGCCUUCCAUUAUCACCAGACUAAAAGCGGCCAAAAGAUGGAAAAAGAUUCGUACCCGUCCCAGAAUGUGACUCAUCUAGACAAAGCCUGCUCUUGGGCCAAAACCAGGGCCUCUUUGAAUCUCCACAAGAAGAAAGUUGUGACUGAUGUGUCAGAGGUAUGCAGCACCCACACCAUUGCCACUUCUCUCUCUGGGUCUCUCUUAUCAGAGUGUUCAAACCUUUCUAUCAUGAAUGGAACAAAUAGUGCUCUUGGAUCCUGGCUUUCCUCCUCUAUGCAUUUGCUAAGUCCCCUAAAGACUGUACACGUCCCAGACAGAAGGGCAUCUGGUGCUGAAAAGGUUUAUGGGGAAUGCAAUCAGGAAGGUCCUAUCCCCUUUAUCUCUUGCUUUCCCACAGAAAAACUGAAACACUGUGAGAAGAUUGGGGAAGGGGUGUUUGGUGAGGUGUUUCAAACAAUGGCUGGCCAGACACCUGUAGCACUAAAAAUCAUUGCCAUUGAAGGAGCAAGUUUAGUGAAUGGAUCACAUCAGAAAACCUUUGAGGAAAUCCUGCCAGAAAUUAUAAUCUCCAAAGAGUUAAGCCUCUUGUCUGAUGAGACCUGCAACCGUACAGAAGGCUUUAUUGGGCUGAACUCAGUGCACUGUGUCCAAGGGUCUUACCCUCCCUUGCUCCUCAAGGCCUGGGAUCACUAUAACUCAACCAAAGGGUCUCAGAAUGAUAGGCCUGAUAUUUUUGAGGAAAACCAACUGUUCAUUGUACUGGAAUUUGAGUUUGGUGGCAUGGACUUAGAGCAAAUGAGAACAAAGUUGGCCUCCUUUGCAACUGCAAAGAGCAUUUUACAUCAGAUCACAGCCUCCCUUGCAGUGGCAGAGACAGCUCUGCGCUUUGAGCACCGGGACCUGCACUGGGGGAAUGUGCUCUUAAAGAAAACCAACCGUAAGGAGCUCCACUACACCCUCAAUGGGGAGACAAGCACAAUCCGCACCCAUGGGCUGCAAGUCAACAUCAUUGACUACACUCUGUCCCGAGUGGAGCGGGAUGGAAUUGUGGUUUUCUGUGACAUUUCCAUGGAUGAAGAUCUAUUUAGAGGUGAAGGUGACUACCAGUUUGAGAUCUACAGGCUCAUGAGGAAGGAGAACAACAACUGCUGGGAUGCAUAUCACCCUUACAAUAAUGUGCUCUGGUUACAUUACCUCACAGACAAGAUUCUGAAGCAAAUGACCUUUAGGUCUAAAUGUAACACCCCUGCCAUGAAGCAAAUGAAGAAGAAGCUCCAACAUUUCCACAGGACAGCACUCGAUUUCAGAUCUGCCACCGACUUGCUCUGCCAGCACAGUCUGUUUCAGUAAACCAGUGUAUUUUACUGCCUUAAACAGAGGGUCCCUGAUCUUAAAGCCUCUGGUACUAUUUUUCGGUCUCCAUCCCCAGUCUCAAGGUGGAAACAAAUGUUUGUUGAAUUAACUAAGGUUGCUGUUAACAGAUAUUCUUUAAACUACCUAUAAGAACCAGUAUUUAUAACUUGUAAGUCCUCUUUCUAGUUGUCAGCAAAGUCCAUCUGUAAAUUGCAUAUUUUUGGUUUUGAGCCUUGAUCUUUUAUGUAGGCCGAGCAAACAAAAUGCAAACAAUAAUCAAGAAAGUCCAAGUGUCAGCUGGUAGGCUGAGUUGCUACUUUAGAUAUUAGGCCUCCCCUGGGAACUGGACACAGUCAACUGGGAGCACAGAGUCAGAAGCAAAGACAGGGAAAGACUAGAGGGAGAGAAAAGGAAGACAGACAGUUUGUGGAGGGAAGUGUGAGAAAUGUUUUUCAAGUUCUCUUAUCACAUAAAGCAGAAUUUCAAUUUUCAAAAGGGAAAUAAAUGUUUUCAUGG